Molecule: messenger RNA, 3404 nt
Organism: Sclerotinia trifoliorum
Lineage: Eukaryota; Fungi; Ascomycota; Leotiomycetes; Helotiales; Sclerotiniaceae
Source: the annotation of a GenBank genome assembly
UUCAGCUAACGGCUAUUCUCCACAUUCUUCUUUCGUUCACUUGGCUACAUUAUAUUUCAAUGGACUUGCAUUUCUCUUUUCAAACAAAUCUCCAAGUUUUUACCUCAUAAUUUCCAUCAAAAAUGACUCUCCCUGUAGCAUGCCCUCCUUCCUCUGCCUCAUCCGACCCGCCUACUGUUGCGCAACGCAAGCGACGCAGAAGAGCUCCAGCCAGUGGUGCCUCGGACGAUUGCUUCGCUUGUACCAAACGCAACGUAAAAUGCGAUCGCAGAAGACCCUAUUGUUCACAAUGUCUAGAAGUGGGAAAUGAGUGUUCAGGCUACAAAACCCAAUUAACUUGGGGUGUGGGAGUGGCAAGUCGAGGAAAAUUGCGAGGCUUAUCCCUCCCCGUUGCAAAAUCCCCUCCUGCCCCCAAAAGUCCACCCAUCACUCGUCCUCGAGCUGCUUCUACAAUUGCAAGACCUUUAGACAAAAACGAAGAUGGUGUUCGAAUUAAGUUAGAAAAUGCUGCUUCUGUACCUGUCAGUCCAUUUAUGACGUAUGAUUUUGUCAACAUGGCACCUCAUGGAAAUACUCCAACGACGACCCAAAUGUCGGACUGGAAUAUACCUGCACCAUCGCACGAAUUCAGAAUCCCAAAGUACCAUCCUGAGACACAACAACGACACAUACAAAGACAAUUACCCGGUCAACUUCAUCGGAUACACACGCUUAGUAUCGGGAGGCCAGAAGGACUCGGUCUUUCCAGUUCCGUGGACUCUCUGAGUUCAUAUCCUGACAGCGAGUAUGCAUCCCCCAUCAGCCAAUCAUUUCACAAUGACGAAGUUCCAUUUCUCAACAGCCCGCCCAAUGUACAACAGCUACUCUUCGAGAAAUACUUCUAUAACGGAUCAAAAUUCCGAUAUUAUGGGAAACUCACGUGGUCCAACAUCAUGUCCCGAUCAAUUCUACGCCCAGUCGGAAAUGAGCUCAAGCAUAAGCUCUCAUCAAACUAUGUAUGAUAUUGCAGAGGCUCGGCAACCUCAACGAUCCCAUCAAGGAUCUCCUUCAGUGCAUGAGAUAUUCUAUGAUGAUGAAAUGUUAGGUGAAUAAUUUUAUUCGAGGCGUUUCUUGAGAUCUUUUCACUAACUAUUCUCCUCCUAGGCAUCCAAAGCUCUCACGAACCUGACGUAUAUGCAACAAGCGCCAGAUCCAGCCAUUUUGGAUGGACUUCUAUAAAUGAAGACGAUGUUGGUUCCCCCACAUCUGAAGCAGACACUUACCAUCAUAUUACCGGACAUGAUUCCAUGUCAUCUUCGCUUACAUCUGAAAUGUCACCCCGAAUCUCAUUCUUUUUAGAUUAUUACGAGAAAAUCAUCUGCCCCUCGGUAGUGGUCAUCGAUAGCCCUUCUAACCCCUAUCGUGAGCAUAUCCUUUCUCUCGCUUCUUCAAGUCAAAGUCUUCAACAUGCCAUCUGCGCCCUUGCUGCUUGCAACCUACGCAUGAAGCGAAAGCAAUCACUUGGGCAAGAUCAUUGGCGUCAACCAAUGGAACUCGAACUUCAAGACCGUAUCAACGUUGGCUCUAUUGGUCGACCUGUCUGCGUCAGAAGAUCCUCUACUCAAACCACUUUAACCGACUCCUCGAGUACCGACGCAUCACUUCAAGAAGAAUAUCAACAUCGCUCCCUUGCUGUUUCCUUACUCAAUCAACAAUUAUCUGAUCCCUCUAAAGCCCGCCAUGAUUGUGUUUUAGCCACACUCUUUAUUCUCUGUCAUUACCGCAUGUGCGAAUCUGGCAUCGCCCAAUUCCGUACCCAAUUUGCUGGCGUCAAAAAGAUCCUCGGAAUGCGAGAAUGCGGAAUUGAGACUGGUAAUUGGGGAUGGAUGGAGUCCCUCUUUACCUACUUUGAUGGCAUUGCCGCUUCAAUCAAUGACCGCGAAGCUCAGCUUCGAGGUGGAUAUCUUGAAAUGCUAGCUAGUCCAUCCAAUCCCAAUCACGCAAUUGAAAACAUGGCAGGCUGCGACGCUGUCCUCUUCAAAACAAUCGCUAAACUGGGACGUCUAAAUUUACUUUCCCAGCAUCGUCCUGUUAUGAAUGAUUCUAUUUCCUGCAACUCUCAUACAAAUCAUAUACACCACCCAACCGGGCUCCAUCGACCUCGUCUUGCAGGCCAAGCACUUGUCGAUUUUUACAACCUCCAUUCCAUCUCAUUCGAUGGUAAUGGCUUCGCCUCAACCAUGUCACUUGAUGAUGAACCCAACUUUCCUAUGCAAAGCCUCACACCACUCUCUCCUACCUCCUGCUCACCAACAUCUGUCCCAACCUACAUGCCAGGUGAUGACGCCCAUACCACUUUCUGGACCGAAUGGAAAGCAGCGCGCCUCGAACUCCAAGAGUGGGAGUUCUCUCCCUCUCACAUCGUCUCCUCUCUCCCCGUCACCCCCACUCCGACUCAACUCCGCGACUUCGGAUAUAUAUCCGAAGCAUUCCGAUAUUCGGCCCUCUUAUACACUGAACGUCUCGCUUGUCCCACAACACCCAGCUCGCAUCUUAACUUCCAGAACUUGGUCAGCCAGGUUUUGUUUUACGUUACAAGCCUGGAGACUAAUAGUGGAUGCGAGAAGUUUUUGUUAUGGCCACUUUUCAUAAGUGGAAGUGAGUGUAUCAAUGAGUUGCAACAGAGCAUUGUCAGGAGUAAAUGUAGGGAAAUUAUGAAAAGAUCAGGGUAUCUUAAUAACUUGGCGGGAUUGGAGGUAUUAGAGAAGUUGUGGGCAGAGGGGAAAGAUGGACGAGCAUCCCCAGAUGGGAUGAGAGGUCAAGGGGGACCUUUUAAAUGGAGUAAACAUAUGGAGGGAGUGGAGGGUGAAUGGAUUAUGGUUUGAGUUGUCGGUUUGAUUGGGGUUUUUGAUUAGAGGUUAUGAUGUGAUGAUUGCUUGUUGUUCCGUUCUUGUUACUAUGAUCUCGCUUUUAAUGCGUAUCAUAUAUGUCACGUCUCUCACAAUACUUUGUGCACAUGACUUUUCUCUCUUUAUGUUAUUGUAUUUACGACUCCCUCUCUUGGUGCUAGUAAUCUGGAGGCGGACUGGGCUUAUGAAAUCACUUUUGUACAUGGGAGGCAGGCUUUGGUGUAUGGGGUGAGCCAACGAGAACAAAAAAGGUUAUUAGCGGUGGGAUGGAGAUUGAGAAUUCUUGGUUGCGGGGGGUGGGAGUCAUGGUCACGAAAAAUGAAUGAUGCCCCAAAAUUAUGGUACUUUUAUGAUUUUCGCUUAUGUGUUACGAAUUAUGUCAUAGUCUCAGGAAUGGAGGCUUGGGAAAAGUAUAUCGCGAUGAUUGGUAUUACACGGGGCAAAGAAUCAUUCGUUGGCUUGUUACUGCGUACUUUUAUCUCACUUAGAUAUAUUUCCAAUACAAAAAGUUAUGAG